Saitoella complicata NRRL Y-17804 is the source of this 1152-nucleotide messenger RNA. RefSeq names its product UBC-like protein. The transcript has 2 exons. The record is from RefSeq and is a predicted model, not a curated record. Lineage: Eukaryota; Fungi; Ascomycota; Saitoellomycetes; Saitoellales; Saitoellaceae. The coding region runs from base 33 to 986 and encodes 317 amino acids.
AUCUGCAAGCUCCGACGAAUUACAUCGAGUGGAUGUAUGUCGCUUUCUCGCCGAACAAUAUUUCUGUAUGGCACGCAUCUCUUUUCGUUCAUACUGAGCCUUAUGCUGGCGCCGUCUUCCGCUUUCACCUUAUCUUUCCACCAACCUACCCCAAUACCCCGCCUACAGUCAUGUUCCAAUCAGAAAUUUUCCACCCUCUAAUAUCCUACCGAGGCGAAUACUAUCUGAAAGCAGGCUUUCCUCGGUGGGUCGCACGAAAGGACUACGCUAUCGACGCGUUGCGGUACAUUCAGGCAUCAUUUACUAUUGAGGGUUUAGAGAGGAUCUUGGGCAUCCGCGAUGAAGGACUAGGGAAUCUGGAAGCCUUGUCGGCAUUUCGUGAGCGGCGAGAACAGUUCGACAGGCUUGCAAUGCAAUCAGCAGUUGUCUCGAAGUCACCUUCAAUGCUAUACUACCAUCCGCCGCUCGACCCAUUUGAUCAAGAUCCUCUCGAAGCCGAUAACCCUUUGCGCUUCCACGAGUUGACGAAAGGAGAGUUUAGUGAUGUCAGAGACAUGGUGUUGGCGAUGAUCAAGAAGCGGGCACCAUACAUGAAGGGAAGUCCGCAGAAGAAUGGGGUUACGCCGAAGAUAACGCAGGUAAUGAGAGAACGACAUGAAGCCUUACGUAGGAGCGUUGGUCUUGACGAUGGGUUAUUUGCUGAGGAGUUCGCUCAUCUGAACCUCAGAGCAGGUGCGGAUGCUCUUGGAAGUCCGAGGCCUAAGGUCAAAGCAACAGUGUCCAGUGAAUCUGCCGUGUCUGCAGCGUCAUUGUUGUCGGAUCAUCCACUGGCCAGUUCAGCACCAAAAGAUGCUGAGAGACCAGCGACUCCUUCAAGGAUGAGCAGUCCACGUCGAUUUGGUGAGCGCCUAAGAAGCAGCGCUGAUACUGCAGAAGAUGAUCCUUCGGGAGUAAGUCCAAGCAGGCCUGGAACACCAAGAUGGUGAAGUAGACCAGGCACCAUCAGGGAAUUGUGAUAGCAUCGUCUAGACAGUCAAGACCUUGCCAUAUGGGAGAAGACGAUGGGGAGUUCACGACUUCAUUUGCACGGCGAGUUUGGAGGGUUGCUUCGGCGUUAGCAUUACACAAGGAUACCCAGGAAGGCCCAUGAGG